GCCCCAUAUGCCCACUGCCUCUUCCUGCAUGAGGGCUGGCCACUGUGCCUUCGGGAUGAAGUUGUGGUCCACCUAGCACCACUCAGCCCCCUCCUUCUGCGUCAGGGUGACUUUUACCUCCAAGUGGAGCCCCGGAAGGAGCAGUCAGUCUGCAUGACACUUAAAUGUCUCUCCUCGGACCUCCGCAAGGUGGAUAAGAAGUCCAUUCCUGAGUCUUCCUACUCUGUGCUCUUCACGCCAGAAUGGUUGGAGGCCAUCAACAGCAACUUUAAGGGAUGUCCCCUACACAACUGUCUGGUGGCUUCAGAGAAUGGGAUCAUCACUGUACCUUGGACCAGGAUCAUCAACCCAGAGUUUGUAGAUGAUAGACCCCCAGCAGUGAAUGUACCUUUGGCUGCCGAGGAGUCCUGUCCCCUAGAGGCACCCCAUCUGAGCAGCCCUCAAGAGCCAUACCAGGCCAGCUCCCCAGACAGCAUGGGGUCUGUGUCCUGGAGUUGGGAUAAGGGAAAAGGGAGGGUGUCCGGGGACAAGUAUCCAGGGCUGAUCAAGGUGGAGCCAGGCAGACCUGGGGAGAGGGCCUUCAGGAUGGACAGGGAGGCCAGCCAGGACCUAGAGGGGGACUAUGUGGCUCUCCUGGGCUUCUCCCAAGAGUGUAGAGGGGUAUCUGCCAGCAGGGAGAUGGUGACACUCAGGGAGGGCACAGUGGAGUCAUCGGAGGACAGAUCAGGAACUAAAGGGAUGGCUCUGCCUGGAAGAGUCCUGCCUCUCCCAGGAUCCCCUGGGGGACCUCCCUUGACAAGACGGACAUGUACAAAACCAGCAGGCUCAGGGGAGGGACUCUGCACUGGAGGCUUAAGGAGAAAAGCAAGACACAAAGCACGUGUUUAUAUGGCAGAGCAACAGCCCCAGCAAUCCCACCUUGAUGACCCUGAGAUACUAGACUGUGCCUCUGGCCAGGUGGCAGACAUUGAAGAAGAGUCAGCAGCCUCCAAGAUGCAAGGGCCUCUGGGAAUGCCAGAAGCCAUGGUCCAGCAGAGAACUGGGCCAAGACAAGCAUCCUCUCCUCGCCUGUCCCCAGCUGCCCCGGCAGCCUCUGCUUCUCAGACAAAAACAGAGGAGACCAUACCAGGACAUGGUAGAGCUUCCAAGUCCACAGCGUGCCUUAGUAGAAACACAUCCUCCCGUGGGUCCCCUAUUCCUGGGCUCCAGUUCCCCUUUUUUAAAGGACAGAGGCCAUCCCCUGAGAAGGCACUGCCCCAGCAUGCUGGGCCUUGGAAGGCCCUGUGUUCACUCGACUUUCCGCAGUCCUGCAAAACCCAGGCCCCAGGGAAAGAUGGAACAACUCACCCCAGAACAUUUGGUCCCACCGCUGACUCAGGCCCACUAUCUGGGGAGCAGGCUGGCUUCGGGAAAGCUUCUGCAGGCCCUCCAGGAAGAGGACUCAGCUUGGAGGAGCGCUCUGGGCCUAAGCCCAAAAUUGGAGUUCUGGGAGCUGAGCUUCUCUGCUCUGGGAUAGCCUGCCUACCAGGUGGUCGGGACAGGGUAGGGCGGCCCUUGCUGCUGGUGUCCACUGGGGAGGAAGCCUGGGAGGCACCAUGGUGCACAGCCUCGGCCAUCACAGAGCUGCUGUCGUAUCUGUGCAGCGUCCCCAGGUAA
Nannospalax galili (Upper Galilee mountains blind mole rat) is the source of this 1656-nucleotide messenger RNA. Its product is annotated as KIAA1755 ortholog. Lineage: Eukaryota; Metazoa; Chordata; Mammalia; Rodentia; Spalacidae. The record is from RefSeq and is a predicted model, not a curated record. The transcript has 3 exons. The annotation marks the transcript as partial.